Messenger RNA from Oppia nitens, 949 nucleotides. RefSeq names its product pseudouridine-5'-phosphatase-like. The coding region runs from base 184 to 885 and encodes 233 amino acids. NCBI's taxonomy places the organism in Eukaryota, Metazoa, Arthropoda, Arachnida, Sarcoptiformes, Oppiidae. The record is from RefSeq and is a predicted model, not a curated record. Gene Ontology annotation, molecular function: phosphatase activity. The transcript has a single exon.
UAAACAUUUUGAUUGACUAAACAUUGAUUAGCUUUGAAUGCUAUUAAUGUUUGAUUAGUUUAAAUGAAUACUUAAUAAUAAAUGUAUGAAUGAAUCGACUAUUGAUAAGAAUGACUAAAUGAUUGUCUCAUCUGAUCUGAGUUUUGAUAAUUAAAUGAAGUAAUCAACACAAGAGUGGUAGUGAUGUCAAGUUAUUCAUCUGUAAGUCACUGUAUCUUUGACUUUGACGGCACUCUAAUCAAUACGCAGUCAAUGCUAACGGCGGCCAUCAGUCAGAUCCUCGCAAAGUAUGACAAACAGUACGACUCGUCACUCAAAUCCAAGACUAUUGGUCUCAAUCUGAAGGCUUGCGCACACAUAUUGACCAAUGAAUUACAAUUACCACUCAAUGCUCAAGAGUUAUAUGACACGGCAUUCAACAGUUAUGUUGAUAUGUUGGCCGUCGACACGAUUGAGUUCAUGCCGGGAGCCAAACGAUUGGUGAAGCAUUUGGCCAAAAACGGCAUCGAAAUGGCCAUUUGCACCGGUAGUAUUCAUAAAACAUUUGCGCUUAAAAUCGUCAAUUUCGGCCAAUUCUUUGAUUGCGGUCAAUACUUUAAUCAUAUUGUCUGUGCCGGUGAUGAUCCACACAUUAGUCGUAAUAAGCCUUAUGCUGAUCCCUAUCUCUACUGUAUAUCUUUGUUUAAUCCACCGCCUGAUCCGCACAAAGUUCUCGUUUUUGAAGACUCGCAAACUGGUCUCGAGUCGGGACUGAGUGCUGGCUGUCAAGUGGUUUUCAUACCCGACCCCGUGUUUGACAAAAACAAAUUUGUCGGCCAAUCAACACUUGUUAUCGAUUCACUCGAAGCCUUUGAUCCACAAAUAUUUGGUUUACCAAAGUUUUAGUCAAUGAUUAGUUAUUUAUUAUUUUUUCGAUUAUUUUUAAAUUAUUAUAAUUUUUAUUGUUUAG